Messenger RNA from Aspergillus bombycis, 1122 nucleotides. RefSeq names its product protein-histidine N-methyltransferase. The record is from RefSeq and is a predicted model, not a curated record. The transcript has 3 exons. Gene Ontology annotation, molecular function: protein-L-histidine N-tele-methyltransferase activity. Gene Ontology annotation, biological process: peptidyl-histidine methylation, to form tele-methylhistidine. NCBI's taxonomy places the organism in Eukaryota, Fungi, Ascomycota, Eurotiomycetes, Eurotiales, Aspergillaceae. Bases 1 to 1122 code for a protein of 373 amino acids.
AUGGCGUCCGCAUUCAGCUUCGGCUUCGCUGGGGACGACAUUGACAUCGACGACUCGGAGUUGAACACUGUUGAUGAGGGGCAUAUAUCCGUUGCGCAAGAUAGUAGCAGCGCACUCCCUGAACUGGUUACGGCCCAGAGGCAUGAAUUGAGUGACUUGCUCUCAAGUCUCCCGUCUCAGGUUUCAUUCAACAAACUCAACAUAAGUACACCUCAGGAUGAUCAAACACCCGGAAGGACACUCACACUCGCUCGUCGCGAAGUGUUUGACAUUCGUACCCAAUUGAUGGCAGAAGAUACUGCCGAUUAUGCGAACGAAGAGCUGAUCUCCGGACUUGAGAAAGGAGAUAUCACGCCCAACAUCUAUGAAGGCGGUUUCAAGACGUGGGAAUGCUCAGUAGAUCUCGCGAAGUUGGUUGCUAAUGAAAACAUACUAUCUAACGCUGAUGCGGGGGAUCGACAUAUCAUUGAGCUUGGAGCCGGAACGGCAGUGCCGUCGCUUGCUCUGUUUGCGCAAUUACUGUCCAACCCCGGGGGGUCGUCACGAGCUACUCGUUUCACGUUUGCAGACUACAACUCUGUUGUUCUUCGGUUGGUGACUUUGCCUAACCUGCUUCUAACUUGGAAUUAUAUUGUCAUGCGUCAGAAGUCGGUGUCAGUUGCUGGGACAGAAGAACAGGUUGAGGAGGAGCUGGAGUUGGACAUCACCCCGGAACUUCUAGAGGCUUUCCAGAAGGAUCUUGCGGAACGGAGCAUCUCCGUCGAAUUCAUCUCCGGUGCCUGGUCGCCCGCUUUCGUCGAUUUGGCGUUCUCGUCGAGUGAAAAAGCUAAAGAUGGAACGUUGGUCCUUGCUAGCGAAACGAUAUACUCCCCGGCGUCUUUGAGUGCGUUUUCGGAGACAUUGCUGGCCUUGCUCCAUCGUCCUGUCCAUGCAGGCGGGAGAAGUAGAGCUUUGUUGGCUGCGAAGAAAGUCUAUUUCGGAGUCGGUGGUGGUGUGGACGAAUUUUUGGAAGUGUUUAAUACUGUCGGUGGGGAUGGACUGGAUGUGAGGGAGCGGCUGGAUGUUAAGUCAGAAGGAGUGGGUAGAAUAGUCCUGGAGAUUGCGCCCAUAGGUGUCCAAUAA